CUUCUCUCCUCCCGCUCCCCGCAGGGGUGUGGCCUGAGUGAGGAGACCGCAAACUGCCCCCUCUCCCCUGUCUCCCCGGAUGACGAGUCGCUGGAUAACAUGGAGUCGGGCAAGAUGGCGCCUCCCAAGAACGCUCCGAGAGAUGCCUUGGUGAUGGCACAGAUCCUGAAGGAUAUGGGAAUCACAGAAUACGAACCAAGGGUUAUAAAUCAAAUGUUGGAAUUUGCUUUCCGAUAUGUGACUACAAUUCUGGAUGAUGCAAAAAUUUAUUCAAGCCAUGCUAAGAAACCCAAUGUUGAUGCAGAUGAUGUGAGACUGGCAAUCCAGUGUCGUGCUGAUCAGUCUUUUACCUCUCCUCCCCCAAGAGAUUUUUUACUGGACAUUGCAAGGCAGAAAAAUCAAACCCCUUUGCCACUGAUUAAGCCAUAUGCAGGACCUAGACUGCCACCUGAUAGAUACUGCUUAACAGCUCCAAACUACAGGCUGAAGUCCUUAAUUAAAAAGGGACCUAACCAAGGGAGACUAGUUCCACGAUUAAGUGUUGGUGCUGUUAGUAGCAAACCUACCACUCCUACUGUAGCGACCCCACAAACAGUGUCUGUCCCAAAUAAAGUUGCAACUCCAAUGUCGGUGACAAGCCAAAGAUUUACGGUGCAGAUUCCACCUUCUCAGUCCACACCUGUCAAACCAGUUCCUGCAACAACUGCAGUUCAAAAUGUUCUGAUUAAUCCUUCAAUGAUUGGGCCCAAAAAUAUUCUUAUUACCACCAACAUGGUUUCAUCACAGAACACGGCCAAUGAAGCAAACCCACUGAAGAGAAAGCAUGAAGAUGAUGAUGACAAUGAUACUAUGUAAGGAAUAUAGUCUAGUCUAGAUGCAUUUCAGAAGGAAAGGUGGUUUUGAGCCUGUACU
Molecule: messenger RNA, 912 nt
Organism: Cebus imitator (Panamanian white-faced capuchin)
Lineage: Eukaryota; Metazoa; Chordata; Mammalia; Primates; Cebidae
Gene: TAF9B
Product: TATA-box binding protein associated factor 9b
Exons: 7
Coding region: 100-855 (251 amino acids)
Biological process (GO): DNA-templated transcription initiation
Cellular component (GO): transcription factor TFIID complex
Molecular function (GO): RNA polymerase II general transcription initiation factor activity; protein heterodimerization activity
Source: RefSeq, a predicted model, not a curated record